This is a messenger RNA of Rubroshorea leprosula, 1130 nucleotides long. The record is from the annotation of a GenBank genome assembly. Lineage: Eukaryota; Viridiplantae; Streptophyta; Magnoliopsida; Malvales; Dipterocarpaceae.
AUAAUGUUAGGACAGAAUCGGAGGGCGAUCGGGAGUUUGCAGAGAGAAAAGCUCUGUAUUCAUUGAAACGAGAUCCGGGGCUCGGUUCUUUCGUGCGUUAGAGAUUUCAAUCUUGGAAUCAAUUCAAUUUUGAAAAGAGCGGGAUAAAGAGCCAGUUAAGGCUCUGAAAUGUAUAUGCAAUUCGUUCUUCUGCUUAUGCUUGUAGAAGGUAGAGUUGAAGAAGGAGAGUGGGAGAAGGAGAGAUAAGAUCUUAUCGAUCGGAAUUAGUUCGUCGGAGAGAUUCAACGGAAACGGUUUUUUGUUGUUUGGUUUUGCUGCAAUGGCUGCGAUUGUGAUGAAGGAAGGAAAGAAAACUUCAGUUGUAGAAUCUCAAUCGCUGGCUACGAAGCAGAAAAGCCAAACCGAAUUUGAGUUCGCGGAAUGCGAUUGCUGUGGAUUCAAGGAGGAGUGUACGCCGGCGUACAUUGCUCGUGUGCGGGAGAAGUACGAAGGGCGUUGGAUAUGCGGACUCUGUGCGGAAGCGGUGAAAGACGAGACCUAUAGGUCCAAGAAGGAUAUCAGUGCUGAUGAAGCAUUAGAUCGGCACAUGAAGUUCUGCGAGCAGUUCAGAUCUUCAAGCCCUCCGAUUAAUACAGCCGAGGAAUUGAUCUCAGCAAUGAAACAUCUCCUCCGGAGAUCUCUUGAUUCCCCUAAGCAGAAAAGAUCUUCAUGCCAACCAUCAUCAGCAUCGUCCUUCAUCCGAUCUAAAAGCUAUUUCCCCACCAUAUGAAAGUAAGUGAAAAUGGUUGAUGCUUCAAGAGAUCGGAAGCAGAAGUCACCGGAGAAUUGACUAGUUUGGAUUAGUCUAUAACUUAGUUUCCAAUUCUCUGUUUAAUUAUCGCUAGCUCUUUAUAUUUUAAUAAUUAAUGAUUGAAUGAAUGACAGUUGAAGGAAUUAAACUUCCUUUCUGGACUUUCAAUCAAAUUAGUCUAAAAAUCUUUCUAUUGUAAGUUAAUCAGUGGAAUAACAGGCAUUUCUUUUGCCAGAAAAUGUAUUGAGUAGAACUGGUUCGAGCUGAACUGUUUAAUUAGUGUAAUUGUGUUUCCUGUCAAGUAUGAAAAUGGGGGAAGCAAUAAAAUAAAAGUAAUGAU